AUGGCUUCGAAGCCAUACAUUGGCUGUAAAGUAUCACUCCUCUCAAAAGCCCAAAAUCGUUAUGAAGGGAUUUUGUAUACUAUUGAUGCAGCGAACAGCACAGUAGUUCUAGCAGAAGUCAAGUGUUUUGGAACUGAGGGACGGCCAACAGAUAGGCCAACGUCACCCAAAGAUGAUGUCUAUGAGUACAUUACUUUCCGGGGAAGUGAUAUUAAGGAUAUUGCACUGGGUGAACCUCCAAGGUAUCACCAUGGCCUGCCUCAAGAUCCUGCAAUAAUACAGACCUCCAGUUCAGGCGCUUCAAGCAUCCAAUCUACCGUUGGAUCACUCAGCCCCUUAAGGAUGCCUGCCUACAACCAGGUUGCUGCUAGCUCUCUGCUUAAUCAGCAGUAUGUUGCAGCUCUCGGCCUUGGCUUACAUGCUCAAAGAGGUCCCAUGGUGGAAAAGGCUGUUCAAACCGUCAGUGUAAAGACAUUUAGGCAGAGGAGAGGUGCGAGUGCAUCCCAGCAGCAGGAGCAGCAACAAGAAGAACAAGGACAGCAGCAGCGGAAUAGGAGGCAGCCCAAGGGGACGAGAGGAACAAAUAUUCAAACCACAAGGGUCACUGAAGCCACCAUGCAAUCAGACCCAAGUGGAUCCACUUCUCAGGACAGUCAGCAGCAAAGUGCUGAAACCAGGCCACCUGCUAGAAAAAGACAAGGACCUCGACGGCGCAGGAACCGCAGAAGAGGCCAGCUGAUGGUGGCUAAUGCUCCAUCUCCCACCCUUAAAUUUGACACAGACUUUGAUUUUGAUUCCUCAAACGCACAAUUCAUUAAGGAGGCGCUUGAGGAGAAGGUCCAGGAGAGGCUGACUCUAAAAGAUAGGAAUUCUGAGGGAAGGGAAACGGAGGGGUUGCAGCAGACUUCAGGGGAGGAUUGUUUUGGACCAAAGGUCUACUAUGACAAAGCAAAGUCUUUCUUUGACAACAUCUCAUCUGAUAAUGGGCUCAGACUGACGUGGGCCGAGGAGCGAAAGCGCAAUCUGGAGACUUUUGGUGUCCCUGGGCGUUUCCUGAGAGGCCAAGGAUUCAGAGGUGGAUAUACCAGAAGAGGACGAGGUGCUGCUCGAGUCUAACUCAAAGAAACACAACUGGGCGGCUGUACAGAUCAGUUUCAUACAAAGGCAGUAGAGUAAAGCCACCUUGAAUAUUUCUGUUUCUUACAGUGAG
This is a messenger RNA of Pelmatolapia mariae (spotted tilapia), 1210 nucleotides long. RefSeq names its product LSM family member 14B (gene lsm14b). Gene Ontology annotation, molecular function: mRNA binding. The transcript has 8 exons. The record is from RefSeq and is a predicted model, not a curated record. NCBI's taxonomy places the organism in Eukaryota, Metazoa, Chordata, Actinopteri, Cichliformes, Cichlidae. Bases 1 to 1116 code for a protein of 371 amino acids.